GUAGCGCGUAGUGUCCCAGCAGCAUGAGCGGCUCCGGCGCAGCCGGUGCGGCCACCGGCCCUGCCCCACCGGCACAGGAGGAGGGCAUGACGUGGUGGUACCGCUGGCUGUGCCGCCUGGCGGGCGUGCUAGGGGCGGUGUCCUGUGCCAUCUCUGGACUCUUCAACUGUGUCACCAUCCACCCUCUGAAUAUCGCAGCUGGUGUGUGGAUGAUCAUGAAUGCCUUCAUCCUGUUGUUGUGCGAAGCGCCUUUCUGCUGCCAGUUCGUGGAGUUUGCAAAUACAGUAGCUGAGAAGGUGGACCGGCUGCGCUCCUGGCAGAAGGCGGUUUUCUACUGCGGGAUGGCCAUCGUCCCCAUCAUCAUGAGCCUGACCCUGACCACACUGCUGGGCAACGCCAUCGCCUUUGCCACUGGGGUGCUGUAUGGACUAUCUGCCCUGGGCAAAAAGGGUGAUGCCAUUUCUUAUGCUCGGAUCCAGCAGCAGAGGCAGCAGGCAGAUGAGGAGAAGCUGGCUGAAACUUUGGAGGGAGAGCUGUGAGAUGAGGCAGGGCAUCCUACCCUCAUUGGGGUCUGUGUGAAGUCUGGAGAAGGCUGAGUGUCAACUGUUAAAUGGCCUGGAGAGGAGUCCCGCAAGUCACCUUGCCUCAAGUCUUCCUGUGCCUAUCCUGUUCUCUGGACUUACUGAGCCUGGAGCUUCUGCUCUACUGAUACCGAAGACCUGGGCCAUAGAAAAUGGACGGGACAAACUCAUUCCUGUCAGUCUGUGGUGCAGAUUCCUGUGCUAAUUACCCAUCCCAGACCUAAGAGCAGCCACUCGUGAACACACUGGUCCUCAGUUGGUUAAGAGGCUGAGCACCCAGGCUCCGGCCCCUUCAGGCUUCAUCCUUUUAGGUCCGAGCUUGCUGGCAGGCGAGGCUUCAGUUCUGCACCAUGCAGAGUACAGCAGUGUCCCUGAGGCCAGCUACUGCUGCCAGGAGCGGGAGAGAUGGCUGGGCUUUGAGAAUCUACAGCACGCCCAGGAUGCAGCUUCCUGGACAGAAGAGCAGCCUUGGACAAGCUAUUUCAGGACAUCUCGCUGUUCCAUCUCCCAUAGGUUCUGCCUCUCUCCCAGUGUGUUUGUGUGUAUGGUGUGUUAGGGGUGUGUGCUCCUGCCAGCCUGCAGUGAGAACCUCUUUGUCAGUGAUGGCAGGCUCACUAUAAGUAGGGAUUGACCUCAGGUAUUCCUCCCAACCUGCCCCUGGCAUCCUAUAGCCUUUGAAGAGCUGGGCAGGGACUAGAGCCACCUUUCACACAGAGCUGGCCCUGUCUCAGGUACCAGGCCACAACAAGUAAGCUGCAUGGCUAGGGUAUGGAGAGCUACUACCCUGGAACUGGCCCUCCUGGACAUACCCUGGCUAUCCCCCAUCCUUCCUCUGUACUGCUAUCUUUUCCUACUGUCCUGUGAUAUUGAUUGGCACUAAUGGCUGAUUGGAUGGGACCUUAGCCAUUAGGCACAUGUUUAGUGGCCUAAGGAUAAUGUGAGAAAUGAUAAGUCCUGCCUCCCUCCUGUGCGAGACCUUCAGCUGGGCCUGCUCCAUGGGACCCAGGCCCAGAGCUGUCAAGCUUCUAAGGGAUCUUUAGCUCACCAAUGUUUGGUGUCAGGAGUAGUGGGUAUUCUGUUGGGAUAGAGGCUCUUUGAUCUGUGGGCUCUGGGGAAAGAAGCAGUUUUCCAGAGACCCUAACUAUGCUGAACCCCAGAGUAGUAGAGAUGUCACAGUGUAGCUAGUUUGGUGGGACAAGUGUCUUCAGGGUUCAUCUGAGGCUAUUUUUCUCAAGCCUGGAAUGGGCUUCAAGGGCUCUGUGUAUAUAUGUUUAUGUGUGCCAGGGCCUGUGUUCACAAUAAGACCUGUCUACCUCCCAGGAGGAGCAAAGGCCCUACUUGCCCUUCUGGUUACUUAUUUAGGCAUAAGAUUUGGGUCACUUCUGCCCCUAGCAGUGAAGCUCACUAGCUACAUCUGUAGUAAGAUUGUACCCCACUAGGGAAACCCAUUUUGUACUGGACAGGCAUGGGAUGGGGUGUAAAGGUCAAGGCCCUCAGGCAUAGACCACAGUGGGACAGUCCCUUACAUCCUGUGGAUCCUAGAAGCACAGUGGGUCUGGAACCCAUUGCCUUGCCUCUGAGCAUGGGCACUGUGUAGCUCGCACUAGGCCCCAUUCUUGCCUGUCUGGCUGUUUUCUGUGGCUCCUUCUGCCAUUCACCCCCUGGUUUGUUUGUUACUUAGCUUACAUUUGGAGUAAAGCAAGCCUGUAGUUGGAAUGCACAGUC
Molecule: messenger RNA, 2306 nt
Organism: Phodopus roborovskii (desert hamster)
Lineage: Eukaryota; Metazoa; Chordata; Mammalia; Rodentia; Cricetidae
Gene: Cacfd1
Product: calcium channel flower domain containing 1
Exons: 5
Coding region: 24-539 (171 amino acids)
Biological process (GO): vesicle-mediated transport
Cellular component (GO): membrane
Source: RefSeq, a predicted model, not a curated record